Pisolithus orientalis is the source of this 3489-nucleotide messenger RNA. RefSeq lists its product as uncharacterized. The record is from RefSeq and is a predicted model, not a curated record. Bases 166 to 3438 code for a protein of 1090 amino acids. The transcript has a single exon. NCBI's taxonomy places the organism in Eukaryota, Fungi, Basidiomycota, Agaricomycetes, Boletales, Pisolithaceae.
UAGAGGGUUCGGUACCGUUACAUUCAUGACUGAGGACGGCGCAGAGCGUGCAAGACGUCUCUUUGAUGGGUAAGUUCAGCCUCGUGUUGUGCCCCCUGCCGGUGGUAGGUGCGGCUUGCCUUCUUCCCCACCCCGGUCCCUGUUGAAUAUUUUCAUAAUGUUCCUAUGAUCCCUGACUCUUCUUCCAGGUAUGAGUACCAUGGCAGGCAACUAAAGGUUCACUACGAUAAAUUUGCGCAGUCAUCGCAGGUGUAUGCACUCGGCGUUACUCCACAACAGACUUCUUGUCCAUCAUCGCUAUUAACCGCUUUUGACCCCCUUAGUCAGACAGGUCAAUUAGCGCUAAACCAGAAUAACCUCGGUGUCCUUAUACACCCACACCCUCAGACCCAUAUCAAUUCUCUCCUAAACCACGCACAGAUAGAGCCGUCCUUAUCCCCUGCCCACUUCGAUCAAGCACGACUGCCGUCAUUAGCCUCUUCCCCACCUCACCUUCAUUCACUUGCCCAGUCCCCAUUAUUACACAGCAGUGCUUCUCACUCACUUUCUCCUGCAUCGAUCUCCAAUGCACAGGUACACACACACAACGUCAUGCAAACCCCACCUCAUUCGCUUUCACUUUCCCGUUCGCUUACCGCGUCGCCACAUAUGACGUCUUCGAGUUCGGCAUCAAGUAUAUUUGCUGCACAUGCUGGAUACAUACCGGGUUCGCUUGCUGGUGAUGUGAAAUCAAGUAGUGGUGUGCUCCCUCCUGCUGUUGGUGGCAGUCUUGGGGCCGUACUCACAUCUUCGGUUUCGGUGGCAGAUUUGAGAACGAAGUCAGAUACGCGUACCUCUCGGGCAUCGUCGAAUUUUGGGACAUCACCUCGGCCGAGCUCUCAUCAGACUGGGACAACGAGUUUUGUGGUGUCACCUCCGCCUUCAUCUACGACAUCAAAUGCGGGUGGAGUGGGCAAUGUACACAAACUAACGAGCAUGAGUACGGGUCCAUCGAGGAUGGAGUUAGUUGCUGAGGCACCGAGUGGCAUCAAUGGACUCGGUUCUGCUACUUCUCAACGACCUGAUCUAUCAAACUUGAUCCAUCCAUCCUUCGCCGCACCCGUAUCUGAGUCGGGAUCGGCCGAGCGACCAAAACUCAAUUCGUCUCUCUCGGCGCCUUCAGGACCGAGUGUAGUCCCCGCUUCGUCAUUGCCAUCACUUGUACCUGUGUCCUUGUCGCAAUGGCACAAGGUGUGUUUGCCUGAAGGUGGCCACGGUUCUCAGCCUUCCGGAUCUGCUUAUACUCACCAUUUAUCUUGCUCGUCGUCCUCGGAGAGUGGUACAUUGGCUACCUCGGCUUCCCCGCCCUCUACAGCAUUUUUGGGUGCAUCUCGAGUUCUAGGAGCCUCGAUAGCAGCGUCGUCGCCAUCUAGCUUUCCAGCUUCUCGAUCCGGCUCUCACCCGGCAUUUGGAUCGACAUCGAGGGCAGCAUCGCCGCCUUCCUCUCUUGGCGCCAGUGUCAGCAGUAGAUGGCCAGAUUUAGCGGACAUGUCUAUGCAAGCGCAAACCCAGAGCACGUCAUCUUCGACACGGGGCUCUCCAAGCACACGUUCAUUGUUAGGUUCUACAACGGAUGUUUCCCCGAACUCGAAUGCCAUAUUUGAGUCAAUCCGUGGAGAGACAGGGGAUGCUUCUUCUAGUGUGGAUGUGGGAAUACCAGAUGCUAAAGCAAACGGGUGCGUUCUUCGAAACGGGAACAGGAAAGGAAGUAGAGAAGAAGGCAAGGGAGGAACCGGUAACGGGGAUACAGUGGAACGAGCUACUACAAUGCUUGGAACACUUGGGCUCAGGCGAGCGGGUAAAGUGCAAAAUCGGCACCAGGCAUCUCCAUCGCUGGAGGAAAAGAAAAAGGCUGGGACGUAUUCCAUGAACCCACAAUCUCCUACCCCAUCUACCUCUUCAAUGUCUGAUGGACAAAAACAACAUGGACACGGUCCGCAGGCGACGCCGGGUACAAACAACUCUAAAAAGCCCUCUCAAUCCGGCCCGCAUCAUCGUCAUCCCGGACCGAUAUCUUUACCACCUCCAGCGCCAUUUACAUUGCCGCACUCCGUCAUGCACUCUCCAUACGGGCACCACCCCCAGAGUCCGGUAUAUCGCCCGGGGACAGGGUACCCCCUCAGCCCUAUGUACCCUCACCCUCAUGCCCAUCCGCACCUCCACGGACAUGUAUUGCAUCCGCUUGGAAGUCCGCUUCACCAUCCAGGUGCAGUACAUGUGCAUAGCCCCUUGCAUCACCCCAGCCAACCGCCCCCGGCUGCCUACGGCGCACCUGGGGUUGCGUACGGAGUGGUCACGCCUGCUGGUCUCCCCCCAAUUACACCGAGCAUGCCUCCUUUCAUGUUCUCGCACCCCCGGACGCAGGACCAGAGUCAGGUACAGCAGGCCGGGUCUAAAAACGAGGAAAAGAAAAAUGAAGAGAGGAAUCUAAGCGCAGGGAAUGACGCGAUACAAACGCAGUCUCAACAAUCAUGUAGUCAGUCACGAAGUGACGUCCAGAACAAAGUUCAGACACAGUCUACCCAGCAUCCCUCCUACUAUACCCAACCAUCCGUCGCUCUUCCUGGCUCUUUCUCAUAUGGUCCACCGCUGUUCUCCCCCGGCAUUCCGCUCUCGCCCGGCAUACCCCUGUCACCGGGAGUAUUGGUUCCUGUUCCGCCCGUUUCGCUGUCAUUGCCGAGCGCGCCAGAUCUGUCAAUGUCAGGACCGUUGAGUCCUGUGCGAGGCGUGCCAGUCGCCGGGCAAGCAGUAACAAUGACUCCUGGUGUAGCGAUGACACCGGGUGUGACAAUGACUCCUGGAGCUUUCUGGUCGCAUGCACCGUGGCUGAAUCCUGUCGUUGGCGCACCUGUGCAUACUCGUGCGCCUAUUAGUGAGAGUGAGAGUGUAAGUGUUAGGCACGGACACAGACAGCGUGACUCAUGGCAUCAGCAGUACCAUGGUCAAAGUCAGGCGGGAGAUUACUUCCCUCCAGUUCCGCCCCAUAAUCCGUCGCAGCAGGCUCCGUCACCUCCAAAGCCGAGUGGAGAAAUAGGCUACUUCCCUCCGGUGAGUGUCGCGGACGAGAUUUUGAAAAACGGUAGUACGUUGGGGGCGACAUCUAGUGAUGACGAAUCGCGAACUGGACGGGAGUAUAAGGACGAAAGUCCCCAGAGUGUGACCACUGGUAUGGGCACGAACGGAGGUAGCAGCGAAUCUCCGGCUGCACCGGCGACGAGUCCAGCUACUCGUGACUGCGGAGAAAAGAGGAGCACGGACGUGGGGUGUGGGGUUCACGUAAUCAGGCGGACGACAUCCGCGCAGUGUGAUGGAGGACUUGCGAGAAGAGGAGUCCUACCUCACCGAGAGUCUGACCCAGCUCUCACGACGAUUGGAGCAAGCACAUCCAAGGAGGUUUGAUGGGUGGGUGGUUCGUAUGAUGGAGUUCGGUUGCUUCGUUUGUGAUCGAGC